Camellia sinensis is the source of this 2220-nucleotide messenger RNA. The record is from RefSeq and is a predicted model, not a curated record. NCBI's taxonomy places the organism in Eukaryota, Viridiplantae, Streptophyta, Magnoliopsida, Ericales, Theaceae.
GGACCAGGAGUAAGAUAUAGCAAGAGUCUCGUUAUCUGCAGUGAGACUUUGAGAAUAUGGAGUUCAAAAAAAGCUUGAACUUGGAGCUCCUAGUGGCUUUGCUCUUGAAUGUGUGUGUUUUUUGUAUCUCCGCCAAGCCCAUCCCUACCAUUAAUUGGGUUCUGACGGAAACUAAAUACACACGGUUGUGUAGCACAAAGAAGAUAUUGACAGUAAAUGGACUAUUUCCAGGGCCAACUUUGCGUGUCCACAAAGGUGAUAGAAUUAUAGUGAAUGUGAAGAACCAAGGCAAGUAUAAUGUCACCAUUCACUGGCAUGGAGUAGAGCAACCAAGAAAUCCGUGGUCAGAUGGACCAGAAUAUAUCGCACAGUGUCCUAUCAAACCAGGAGCAAAUUUCAGUUAUGAUAUCAUAUUCUCAGAGGAGGAAGGAACCUUAUGGUGGCAUGCUCACAGUGAUUGGAGUCGAGCCACAGUGCAUGGUCCGAUCAUCGUCUACCCUAAAGCUGGAACCACUUACCCAUUUCCCAAGCCCGAUGCAGAGUUUCCCAUUGUUUUGGCAUCAUGGUUUAAGGGAGAUGUGAUGGAAAUAAUUCAAGAAGCACUUAUAAGUGGAGAUGAACCCAACAAGUCGGAUGCUUUGACUAUCAAUGGUCAGCCAGGUGAUCUGUACAAUUGUUCUAAGCGAGGGACAUUCAAAAUAUUGUUUGAUUAUGGCAAGACCUAUCUUCUUCGGGUCAUCAAUUCAAUUAUGAACGAAGAAAUGUUCUUCAUGGUAGCUGGUCAUAAACUCACAGUUGUGGGAAUGGAUGGAGCUUACAUCAAACCCUUAAACACCAGCUAUAUCUUGAUAACCCCAGGGCAAGUAAUGGAUAUCUUAGUCACUGCAAAUCGGCGCCGAAGCCACUACUACAUGGCAGCGAGAGCGUCUGCUGGAGUUGUAUACGAUAACACUACCACAACUGCGAUUAUCCAAUACAGUGGAAACUAUACAAUUCCAUCAACGCCUAAAUUUCCUAACCUUCCUAAUUAUACAGACAUCGAUGCUGUAACGAAUUUUGUCCGUCGCAUUAAGGCCUUGGCAAGCAAGGAGCAUCCAAUAGAUGUCCCCAAAAAAGUUGAUACAAGACUCUUUAUAACUAUUUCAGUGGGCACACUACCGUGUGCUACUAACGGUUCUUGUACUGGACCCAAUGGCAAUAAACUAGCAGGAAGCUUGAACAAUGCUAGUUUUGAAAACCCAGAGAUUGAUGUAUUGCAAGCUUACUACAAAAAAAUUCAUGGAAUUUUCACCACAGAUUUUCCAGACAAGCCACCUAAUGUUUUCAACUUCACAUCCGAUGACUUGUCUGACGAUGUUGUGACCCCUACAGCGGGGACUAAGGUGAAGGUUUUGAAGUACAAUGCUAGUGUGGAGAUAGUGUUCCAAGGGACUAACGUGCUAAGUGCUGCCGAAAAUCAUCCAAUGCACUUGCAUGGUUUUAGCUUCUAUGUAGUUGGAUCGGGUUUUGGGAAUUUCAACAUCACGAAGGACCCGAAAAAUUUUAAUUUGGUUGAUCCACCUUUGCUAAACACAGUUGGGGUUCCUAAGAAUGGAUGGUCUGCCAUUAGAUUUAAAGCUGAUAAUCCAGGAGUUUGGUUCAUGCACUGCCAUUUAGAAAGACAUUCAAGUUGGGGUAUGGAUACAGUAUUGAUUGUGCGGGAUGGCCCCACUAGUGCAACAAGUAUUCGGAAACCGCCUUCGUACUUGAAUCCUUGUUAAUUUUCUCACCAAAUGGGAUCGGAGGAACAUCACACGCAAUUUGGCUUUGCUUGUCUCUAUUGUCAAGAGGAUCAGUUUCUUUCUACUUGCUACUUUUGAGGGGAAAAUAAGGGGCAUAAAUAUCUUAUAUUUGUCAUGAUAAAAUGUUGCAAAGCAUUAGGGUUUUCUCUACUAUUGUGCUUGAGACAAAAAAGAAAGAAAAAGAAGAAGAAGACUUGAAGAAUAUGUCCAGUCCAUUAAUUUCAUGUGUGAGAUAAGUUUCCAUUAUCUAUGUUGUUUAAUGCUUGGUAUUGUGAUUGUUGCUAAGGAUGUUGUCUUCAAAGUAUUUUUUGUUUUUGUUUUUGUUUUGGUGGGAUUUAAUCCCCUCAUCGAAUGUAAUUUUCAAAAUCAGUAUAGUAUGCUUCUUGUAAUUUUUGUUGUGCUCUACUUACUGAUAAAAAUUAAUUUUGUGCUCUUUUCA